Fundulus heteroclitus (mummichog) is the source of this 1399-nucleotide messenger RNA. It is a transcript of the gene gadd45ab, whose product is annotated as growth arrest and DNA-damage-inducible, alpha, b. Gene Ontology annotation, biological process: regulation of cell cycle. The record is from RefSeq and is a predicted model, not a curated record. NCBI's taxonomy places the organism in Eukaryota, Metazoa, Chordata, Actinopteri, Cyprinodontiformes, Fundulidae. The transcript is spliced from 4 exons. Gene Ontology annotation, cellular component: nucleus; cytoplasm. The coding region runs from base 3 to 647 and encodes 214 amino acids.
GCAUGUUGCCGACCGACAGCCAAUGGGAGGGCUUCAUGUUAAUGAGCGUGUGGAUUCACAGGCUGGCUGUCUUACUCCGGGGAGCAGACGGUCCACCGAGCAAACAGCGAGCAUCCCGGCGCCAGAGCAGCUCUCCCUCCGCCCUGGACUGUGUAGGACACCGAACCGCCUGGAUGUGCAAUAUGACUUUUGAAGAAACCGGAGGAGAAAACUCUGUAGAAAGGAUGGACUCGGUGGCUCAAGCUUUGGAGGAGGUCCUGAGCUCGGCGUUGCCUCAGGGUUGCAUCACCGUCGGGGUCUACGAGGCAGCAAAGUCCCUCAAUGCGGAUCCGGACAAUGUGGUGCUGUGCCUGCUGGCAACGGAUGACGAGGAGGACGUGGCCCUGCAGAUCCACUUCACUCUGAUCCAGGCGUUCUGCUGUGAGAAUGACAUCAACAUCCUGCGGGUGGGCAACAUGUGGCGGCUGGCCGAGAUACUGGGGGGAGUGAAGCCUGGAGGGGAGCCCACGGACGUGCACUGCGUCUUGGUUACCAACCCACAGUCGGCCCUCUGGAAGGACCCUGCACUGAGCAAAGUGAACAGAUUCUGCAGGGACUGCCGCUGCCUGGACCAGUGGGUGCCCGUCAUCAACCUGCCAGAUCGAUGAAGCCCUUCGGAAUAUCUUCUGUAUUGAUUGCAUCCAGGGGGGCAAAAAAAAACACACCUGCAGAGGGGCCUGUGUUAAUGUCUAUGUUGGACUUAAUUGGAAAGCCCCCCCCCUCCACCCCUUCCUCCUUUUGUCCCCCUCACCAACCACCCAAAGAGAGCAACGGGACAGUCAAGAGAGGAGGGUGGGAUUUAAAGAAAAACAAGAAACACGAACGGUUCAGCAAAUUUGCCACGUCAGGGUGCCAAGUCGCGGGUCAAGAAAGAGUGACUCAGCAGUCCUCGUUGCCAGGAUUUCCGUGCUGCUGCACCUCUCUCUGCCGAGAAGGAGUCCUUUUACGAGGAAACGGCAUCAUGUGAGGGGAACGAGCGCACGGCGUGGUGAGCACAUGCACCGGCCCGGGCCUGAAUGGAGGGGGGAGCUGACAGCCCUCCAGGAGCUGGACCACAGGGGGGGGGGGGGCGGACUGGUCAGCUCCCAGCUGGUGGACCAUCCUGUGAAAGCUCGACCAAACAUGAAUUCCUUUAGCAUCACAUUUAUUUAAUGCUAUUUAAGAAUUGUCACUUUGCUAACUUAAAAAGGGAACGUUUUUCUUCUGUCGUUACUGCUAUCAUCUUUCAGGACGACGUGUUCGGAGUUGUCCGUUAAACGCUGGUGUUUUUACGUGUUGUUAAUUUAAAGAAUUUUAUUUAUUGUGCAUAGUUCGCUGGAGAUUGCCAUGUGAAAGUGAAAUAAACAAACAACACUUCCCA